AUGCAGCGUGCUCAGCCACCUACGGCGAGGACGAAAUCGUCGGCUCACAAAAAGGAAAAAGCUCCGCCAGAGGUCCCUGCUGUCAUCGUCGAUACCGAACGACACAUUUACUAUGAAAAAGGAAAGUUCCUCGGAAAAGGCGGUUUUGCUCACUGCUACGAAAUCAAAAACAAAGCGUCUGGGGAGAUGCUUGCUGGAAAAGUUGUUCCGAAACAUCUGUUGAUGAAACAGUAUCAAAGAGACAAAAUGGCACAAGAAGUACAGAUUCACCGCAAUCUGUCUCACCGGAACGUCGUUAAGCUUUUCCAUUUUUUCGAGGUUUGUAGUGCGUUGCCUUUUUGAAAAACUCUUCUGCUUAAGGAUCGUCUGAAUGUCUACAUCACACUAGAACUUUGUCCGAGAAGAUCUCUGAUGGAACUUCACAAGCGUAGAAAGGCGGUAACUGAACCAGAAGCCCGUUAUUUCACUUAUCAAGUUGUGGAAGGAGUGCUUUAUUUACAUGAUUUGAAAAUUGUUCAUCGAGAUUUGAAGCUCGGUAACCUUUUCCUGAACGAAGACAUGGAAGUAAGAAUAGUUGUACUAUUCUGUGGAAACGCAGGUUUCAGGUGAAAAUCGGAGAUUUCGGGUUGGCGACGACGGUCGAAAACGAUGAGCGAAAGAAGACUCUUUGCGGGACUCCGAACUAUAUUGCUCGUAAGUCAAAGUAUUCCGUCGGAAUUCGAGAACCUCAUUCAUUUAGCUGAGGUACUGAACAAGAUGGGACAUUCGUUCGAAGUUGACAUCUGGGCAAUCGGAUGCAUUCUCUACAUUUUACUCUUCGGACAACCGCCAUUCGAGUCAAAGACGCUGGAGGUAAAAACAAAGAGCCGAAACUCAUUCUUAACCCAUUAUCCUUCAGGAGACGUACUCUCGUAUCAAACACAAUAACUACACUAUUCCGACGAUCGCCAGUUCGACCUCAUCGCAGCUCAUUCGCAAGCUACUCGAUCCCGUUCCAGUGAACCGCCCAAAUGCGAGGGCCGUCUUCCGAGACAAGUUUUUCAGCAGUGGAUUCAUGCCGCCACGUCUUCCACUUUCGUGUCUCACAAUGGUGCCAAAGUUCAACGAUCAAGGCCCGACAGAGGAGAAUAAUCCGCCUGCUGGAAGUGCAGAUUCGCGCGGUCCGCGAGUGGUCGGAAGAGCCAGUCUCUCAAGUAUUCCCAAUCAUCGAACGACUGGAAAUACGGACAGAGAGCGAGCUCAGAAGAUGGCAGUAGAGGCGACGUUCCGAGAACCGACCGACUGCUAUCUGUCUCAGUUGGCCGCUCAAGUGAACGAUUUGCUCGCAAAGACGACUCCUGAUGUGAGUGUGAGAAUAAUGAGGAAGCUCAAUACGUCAUUUUUAGAUGGACGAGGCUGAAGCAGCCCUGGAUACCUAUCAGUCUCCGGAGGCAUUGCCCGUCUUCUGGAUCUCCAAAUGGGUCGACUACUCGGACAAAUACGGAAUUGGAUAUCAAUUGUGUGACAAUUCGGUAUUCGCAACCUCUCUGCUUUAAUCAUUAUUUUGUUCGCUUAGGUCGGUGUUCUUUUCAACGACAACUCGCGCAUUAUGCUCGAUUCCGCUGGAAAUCAAUUGACUUACAUCGAGAAGAACAACACGGAACACUAUUACAACAUGGAACAUUCGACGCCGCCACUACUACAAAAGAAGGUCACUUUGCUGCGAUACUUCAGAUCCUACAUGAAUGACCAUUUGCUCAAGGCGGGAGAACGUGUUCACCAGAGGGUAAUGGAGUGUCCGAGAGCAGCAAAAAGGGCAUAUUUUCAGGAAGGAGACGAUCUCGCCCGUCUUCCCACUCUUCGUGUUUGGUUCCGAACGAAGUCUGCAAUUGUGCUCCAUCUCUCUAACGGAACUGUUCAAAUAAAUUUCUUCACUGUGAGCGGCUCCACUCGAAUACAAAUUUCUUGAAGUUGUUUUUUAGGAUCACAUCAAAAUGAUGAUGUGCCCACUCAUGCAAGCAGUCACAUUCAUCGACCAGAACAAGCGAAUGCUCACUUAUAAAUUCUCAAAUCUGGAGGUCAACGGAUGUCCGGAGAAGUUUCUACACCGCAUAAAGUACGCGAAGACGAUGAUCGAAAGACUGUCGAACGAGUCGCUAAAGGAUGUGGCCAGAGUGGACGUGGGCGUGGUCAUCGACGCCAAGAACCCUCCCCGUCAAAUGACCGUUAAUGUGGGAAGACUUCCGACGUCUUCGAGCAACGUCCGGAUAACUUCUGCUGCCGAACCGUCCACUAUUGUUGGAUCUAGCUUGGCUCGUCGUCCCUUGUAA
Molecule: messenger RNA, 2309 nt
Organism: Caenorhabditis sp. 36 PRJEB53466
Lineage: Eukaryota; Metazoa; Nematoda; Chromadorea; Rhabditida; Rhabditidae
Source: the annotation of a GenBank genome assembly